GCUCUUCAAUGUAUUUAUAGGUGUACUGUGGCAGUUUAAGUAGUAUUUUUAUAUGAGGAAAACGAUGGGACUUGGGAUUUCAGAAUCCAAGGUUGUCCAUGUUGUUGUUCUUGUCAUUUUCGUUUUGAAUUGCUUCACCCAGUUUGGAACGGACGCUCAAAUUUUGCCACAAAAUGAAGUGAAAGCUCUUGAAGCAAUAAACUCAAAAUUAAAAAACCUAAAUUGGAAGAUCAAUGAAGAUUUCUGCAGUAUUAAGGGAAAUGUCAAGAGAUUCAUUACAGAAGACAUGCUAAGCAUGUCACAUGCAACUGUUCUCUCAGCAGAGGCACUGUUUGCAGCAUCACACACAUUCAGCUGAAGCGUCUUAAUCUAAGCGGAGUUCUACCAUUUAAUUUUGGAAAUCUUACUAAUCUACAAGA
Quercus robur (English oak) is the source of this 419-nucleotide messenger RNA. RefSeq names its product probable LRR receptor-like serine/threonine-protein kinase At1g53430. Lineage: Eukaryota; Viridiplantae; Streptophyta; Magnoliopsida; Fagales; Fagaceae. The transcript has 3 exons. The record is from RefSeq and is a predicted model, not a curated record. The coding region runs from base 53 to 358 and encodes 101 amino acids.